Malurus melanocephalus (red-backed fairy wren) is the source of this 2261-nucleotide messenger RNA. It is a transcript of the gene TMPO, whose product is annotated as thymopoietin. Bases 172 to 1506 code for a protein of 444 amino acids. NCBI's taxonomy places the organism in Eukaryota, Metazoa, Chordata, Aves, Passeriformes, Maluridae. The transcript is spliced from 9 exons. Gene Ontology annotation, molecular function: DNA binding. The record is from RefSeq and is a predicted model, not a curated record.
GGCUUGUUGCCGGCUGGGAAGAAGCGCUCGGUGCGCGCGCCCGCCCGCUGUGGAGCUGGUCCSUGGCGCGGAGCAGGCGAGUCUUCCACCUCCUCCCGCUCCCCCGCCCCUUCUCCCCGCGCUUUGUUGGUGCCUCUCCUGGGAGAGCGGCGGCGGCUGCGGCCGGCGGCGAUGCCCGAGUUCCUGGCGGAUCCGUCGGUGCUGACCAAGGAGAAGCUGAAGAGCGAGCUGAUCGCUAACAAUGUGAGCCUUCCGGGCGGCGAGCAGCGCAAGGACGUGUACGUGCAGCUCUACCUGCAGCACCUUACCGCCCGCAACCCGCCCGCCCUCGCGCAGCCCGACUUUUCCAGCGACGAGGAGCGUGAGCCCACACCUCUGGGCGCCCGGAGCCGCGGCGCUGCCGCCGUCGGGCGGAAAGCUACAAAGAAAACUGACAAACCCAGACCAGAGGAGAAGGAUGAUCAAGAUGUAACAGAGAUGAGUAAUGAAGACCUUCAAGAGCAACUUAUGAAGUAUGGAGUAAAUCCGGGCCCGAUUGUAGCUACUACUAGGAAACUUUAUGAGAAAAAGCUUUUGAAACUGAUGGAACAAGGUCCUGAACWGAAGGCACCUGUGGCUCUCCCAGCAAUUUCAGCUACUGAGAACACCAGACAGAAUGGAAACAAUGAUUCUGACCAGUACAGUGACAAUGAAGAAGAUCCGAAGACUGAGCUGAGGCUUGAGAAGAGAGAACCUCUGAAAGCCAGGACGAAGACACCAGUAACACUCAAACAAAAAAGAGUUGUUGAACACAACCAGACCUUUUCUCAAGAUGGAGUUACUGAGACUGUCUGGACAAGUGGAUCUUCAAAAAGUGGACCUCUGCAGGCAUUUUCUAGGGAGUCUACAAGAGUGUCAAGAAGAGCACCAAGAAAAAGGGUGGAAGCUACAGCACAGUUGCCURUAGAUGAUGCUGUAAUAUCAGAGAGUACUCCCAUAGCUGAAACUAAAUUGACUGCAAGCAACGAGACCCUAGUUGUCAAUAGGGUGCCUGGAAAUUUCAAGCAUGCAGCUCCUACACUGUCAGUCAGUGAACUCUCAGACAUGCCCAGAAGAACACCAAAGAAACCACUGAUGACAGCUGAAGUGCUGGAGAGAACAGAAGAAAGAAGAGUAGAAAGGGAUAUUCUUAAAGAAAUGUUCCCUUAUGAAGUAUCAACACCUACAGGAAUUAGUGCUAGCUGCCGUAGACCAAUCAAAGGAGCUGCAAGCCGGCCUCUAGAGCACAGUGACUUCAUAAUGGAGGAAAGUUUCUCUAAGUAUGCGCAAAAAUAUGGUACCUCGGCUGACAUCAAGUCGGAGAAGCCACCAAUCAAAAAAGAACACUCAGUUCCCCUGUGGAUAAAAGUUCUUCUCUUUGUUGUUGUUUCAGUCUUCAUGUUUUUGGUUUAUCAGUCAAUGGAAACUAAUCAAGGAAAUCCUUUCUCUAAAUACCUGAGAAUGGUCACUCCGAGCAGUGCCAAUUGAAUAUCUUUCUGAAAGGCACACCCAAUUUGAUCUCCUGUUUUUAAUUGUAGAGAACUCUUCUGCCCUCUCAUCGGCUCAAGGACUUCUUACAAAUAAUGUGAUUGGAACCUGAUAAAUUGGAUAAAUGAAGAAAGAUAAUAUUAAAUGGACAUCAGUAACUUUCUGGACUUUGGACUAGUAGGAGAUCACUGCCAUAGGAGUAACAUUUUUUUAAAUCUUUGAACUUUUUGUAGGCUUUAUUUUUUUAAUGUGGACAUCCUUUAAAUUCACUUUUGAGAAAAUGUAUAUUUGUUUUGCAAGAACUUGGAAGCUGAGAAGGGCAAAAAUGUAGUAAAAUGUGAAGCUGUGUUUUUAAAGCUUUUCCUUUGUACAGAAAAGAAGUUGUACUUCUGUCUCUAGAUAAUAGUGGAGAAGGAUUUUAACAUGGGAUAAAGGGAAGUGCAUUUCUGUAUGCAUUUUUUCAGUAACAAUAUAACUGAAUUUGAUCUCUUAGGAUGUAGAGCGAGUACAACAGCAACCUUUUCUGUAGAUUACUGUAACUUUUUAGUAAAUGUAACUGUAAACCUGUUUGCAUUUCUGUAAAAGUCUUAGUAUCAUAUUAGUAACUCCGUUUAAGUGUAACUUCAUUUAAAUGUAUCCCUUCAUUUUAGUGCUUACAGUGUUGUAGGAGCUGAAUACAAAUCUAAUUGGCAAGAGAUGUCUUAGAGGAACUUAUUUAUUAGUAAUGUGUGGGAAAUAAAAACUACAUCAUAAUA